CGUAUUUACUCUAUGAUGUAUUGUAUUUGAUUGUGUAUCAUUAUUUCGAAACGAUGGCUGUUGAUCGGAAUGUGAUUCUCAGUCUUUAUCGAAAUCUAAUUCGAGAAAGUAAAAAAUGGAAUGCGUACAAUUACAGGAUGUAUGCUUUAAGAAAAAUCCGCGACGAAUUCCAAGAAAACAAAGCACUUCGAGAUCAGACGAAGAUCGAGGAGCAUUGCAAAAAAGGAAAGGAAAUGCUCGAAGUAAUUAAGAGACAAGUAAUCAUUGGAAACUUCUAUGCCACCAAACCACUAGUUAUCGAAAAUACAAGAUAUAAACCUAAUUUAAAUUAAAAAGCAAAUUAAUUUAAUAUUAAGUGAGUGCUUGUAAAAUGAACUGGAAUGAGUGUAUCAUGUAGGAAAAUUUCAAUUUCCAUGAAUAUGAUUAGAGAAACUGAAGCUAAAGAUGUUGUAAGUUUCAAGAUGAUGAUGAAUCUGUAAAAUGUUGUUAUAAUGAAUAAAGUAGAAUAUUGAUUACAGUAAAUAGAGAUCUAAUGUAUGUGUAUAAUAUUUCUGGACUAUUCUUUUUAAUAAAAGUAUAUUUAACAAUGA
This is a messenger RNA of Hylaeus volcanicus, 590 nucleotides long. It is a transcript of the gene bcn92, whose product is annotated as protein bcn92. Lineage: Eukaryota; Metazoa; Arthropoda; Insecta; Hymenoptera; Colletidae. The coding region runs from base 54 to 332 and encodes 92 amino acids. The record is from RefSeq and is a predicted model, not a curated record. The transcript has 2 exons. Gene Ontology annotation, biological process: iron-sulfur cluster assembly. Gene Ontology annotation, cellular component: mitochondrion; L-cysteine desulfurase complex.